Molecule: messenger RNA, 1855 nt
Organism: Klebsormidium nitens
Lineage: Eukaryota; Viridiplantae; Streptophyta; Klebsormidiophyceae; Klebsormidiales; Klebsormidiaceae
Source: the annotation of a GenBank genome assembly
AAGUUCUCCAGCAAACUUCUGCUCCGAGUCCAACCAUACAAGCGAGAAGGCAAUGGUUUGGGGUCCAUGUUUUCUCAAGGACGAGCUCCCCAUGGCAACAACUUUGGGCUUUCGCUGGUGAGCACAAGACUCAAAAGCCCAUCAAUUGUAGUGACGCCAAGAGCCUGCUAUUGCAGCAGAGGGUAUGCAGAAUAUGCAAUUGCAGGCUCUGCUUUCCCACUGGCAGCUGCUUCAGUAGGUUGCAAUCAAUGAGCAAAACGGCACCGUGCACUCGUCAAAGACGCUCAAGUAAGAGCUUGGGUCAGCAUGGUUUUGUCCUCAGGCAGUUUCGUGCUGCCACGCCUGACGCAGCGACUGUGCUGCUCCGUGCAAAGCUGCAAAUCCUCUCUCAGUCUCCCAGCAUUGCAGUCACAGCUAGUUCAAACUCCUGGCUUCAAGCUGAACAAACCCUCGAGCCUCUUCCAAACUCUGUUCCACACCUCUGGUGCUCAUUCAUUUCUUUCGCCGAAACCACACACCACACCAAAGCCUCAAUUCCAGGUUCGAAACAUGUCUAACCUUCCGGAGAGUACUGUGUAUGGUGGUCCCCAGUCCCCCCCAGCGCAGCGGUUCAAUCUGAGGCUGCUGCAACGGAAAUACAAGGCGGGGGAACCGAUCACUGUGGUCACUGCUUAUGACUACCCCAGUGCUGUGCACGUUGACUCUGCGGGCAUUGACUUGUGUCUGGUUGGCGAUAGUGUUGGCAUGGUGGUUCACGGGCAUGACACCACGCUCCCUGUCACGAUGGAUGACAUGAUCCUACACUGCAAGGCGGUCGCGAGAGGGGCACGAAGACCCAUGCUCAUUGGGGAUUUGCCCUUUGGAAGUUACGAGCAAGGGCCGGAACAAGCCAUCGCCAGCGCCACGCGCUUUCUCAAGGAGGGGGGCAUGGACGCAGUCAAGUUGGAGGGGGGGCAUGGCAAAAGAGUGGUCGCAGCACAAGCUUUGGCUGAGGCGGGGAUCGCAGUCAUGGGCCACGUGGGACUGACUCCGCAGGCGAUCAGCGUACUGGGGGGGUUCCGGCCGCAGGGAAAGAGCGCCUCAACCGCGCUACAGGUCAUGGAACAUGCCCUAGCAUUACAAGACGCUGGCUGUUUUGCCGUCGUUCUCGAGUGCAUACCCUCUCCGGUUGCCGCCGCAAUCACGCGAGGGCUGCACAUACCCACCAUCGGCAUCGGCGCAGGGCCUCUCACGAGCGGGCAAGUCCUGGUGUAUCACGACUUGCUGGGGAUGAUGCAACACCCACACCACGCCAAGGUGACGCCCAAGUUUUGCAAGCAAUACGCAAAUGUCGGAGCAGUCAUUGGGGCUGCGCUAGUCGACUACCGAAACGAGGUGUCCAGCCGAGCCUUCCCGUCCCCAGCGCACACCGCAUACAGGAUUGACCCGGAACAGGCCCAAAGCUUCGAACGAGAGCUGAGAGAACGAGGCCUCACGGCUGCUGCAGAGGCGGCCGCCGAGGCCCAAGUGAGGGAUCUAACAGCAGGGGAACCACGGUUCAAAACGCAGGCCAUGGACUAAUGUGAAUGAUUCACCGUUAUCUUGUGUAUGAGAAGAUCCACGGUCUAUGUACUUUUGCGUUGGUACCAAAUCGGUCGAAUCCGAAUAGGAAUCGCUUCGAAGGCGCCCAGUACAAGCGAGGAAGAUAUCCAUAUGUUACGAUAUUCUAGGUCGUCUCCUUCUCAGAAUAAUUGAGGUAUCAAUGAUGCGCGUCAUGUCAACAGCACUGGCAUGUCAGGUUGUUUGAUGGAUCAUCUUGUGUAGCCUGUUGCGAUUAUAAGCACAAGCCAAAGUUGACAGCGCUUACCGCCGUUAG